Messenger RNA from Punica granatum (pomegranate), 3640 nucleotides. Lineage: Eukaryota; Viridiplantae; Streptophyta; Magnoliopsida; Myrtales; Lythraceae. The record is from RefSeq and is a predicted model, not a curated record.
UGCACCAAUCUUCUUGAGGUUUUGAUUCACACAAAGGCUCGGCUGUGAGUGAGAAUGCUUAGGCAUAGCAACUUGCUUAAGAUUUGUAGCUUCUCUCUCCCUCCCUGCCUCCCUCCCCCUUGGGAAAGACAAUGGCAAUGUUGCAUUUCUCUUUGAGCACAUGAAUGCGUGAUUUUAUCAACUUCUGGACCACUUUGAGCCCUUCUAAUCAAUCAGUUGCUCUAAGCCUACUAAUCUUGACUGCGGGCAAGUUAUUAGGUUUCCUGGUUGAUUAGUCAGAAGCUGAUUGAUCACUUGCCGCUGGAAAAAAUGGUACCACCGUCGAGAUUGGAAGCUUAUUCUCUUCCUUUAAGAGGCCAGUCCCUGCCUCUCUAAACUGUCGGACCAAUUUUCACCAUUGAGCUUUGCGAGAGAACCUCUGCAUCAGAGAUGAUGCUUGGAAACUACUGUCUAUGCACACAAGAAAGAUUUUACAUAUGCACGUGCACCAAGAAAGAAUACAUACGAUGACAUAUUAGGCAUUGCCAGAUUGUUGAAAUGCUUUGAUCUAAUUGAUUAGAUCCAAGUCUCUAUAAAUAGAGCGAGAAUAAGAUAUUAAGCUCAUCAUUUUAUUACGAGUAAACUAGAGUUGAGAAAGACAAUAGUGAUGUUUGUCGAUUCCAAAGGCCUUACACAAAUGCCAUUGAAUGGCGACAAAUCUCAAACCUUAAUUUAAGGUUGCCACUUGGUUUUUCAAAUGGGAUUUUGCUAGGCUAGGAGGGUUUUAGCAAUGCUGGCAGAGAGGCCAAACAAAAAUUAUGAGGCCUAAUCUGAGAGGCCUGAAAGCAUUGGGGGCGAAUGACAUGGAAGAGAAAGUAUGGGGGUCAAAAUUGCAAUUAACUAAACAAAAAGAAAAACCCAAUCUUCCCCGACACCCUCCCUCUCUGUCUCCCCCGUCUCCUAAUUGGCUCUUCCAUUUCUCUCUCCACUCCACAGUCCAAGUUCACACCUCAGACACACAGAGAGAGAGAGAGAGAGAGAGAGAGAGAGAGAGAGAGAAAGCGCUCGUGCUCGCCAUAGAUCGAAGCUCAUCUUCGAGCUUCCCCAUCAGUUCGACCCGUUCCUGCAUUUUCCGGGAGAGUGAGAGCGACAAUUUCCUCCCAAUUCUCUCGAGCAUGAGAAUCGCAGAGAAGUGUGUCAGCUUUAUAAUCCAUGCUCUCGAGUGGUAACAGUCACUCCUUCCAAUGUGCGAUGGAAUCUCUGUGUUACGAUAAAAUUCUCUCCCCUUUCCUUUUCCAGUCGGAUUUGACGUGUUCAAUCAGUGGAGACCGCGAAGGUUGGUUGUUAAAAGGUGCACGUAAUGUGCUUUGAUUGCUUCUCCAGGUCUGGAUGAUUUCAAGUUCUUCAAGUGUGGAAGCUCUAGGUUUCAGUAUGUUGUUUGUGUGAGGUGAUUCUGAGGUUUCAUGUUACUGUUAGGUUAAGUACUGGGAUUUAAAGUUGACGGUAGCUAGUUCUGUUCUACAAGCUUACGAGAUUUAGAAGAGAUCUAGCUUCGAAGAUAUGAGGUCAAUUCAGUCAAAUGUAUCUGCUGUUAGAGGAAUAUUUUGGUGACCUUUCACAUAUCUAGGGUUUUGAGCUAAGUAUGAUGCUUGAAAUAUGCGAUGGGGUUUCAAGUUGAGUCUCCAGCUGGGUUUCCGAUGAUCCUUGGAAUUUUGGUUGGGGAAACUUCAUGAAAUUUGAGCUUGUGAGGGUAGGAGUCAGAGAUCUAUUUGGAAGCUUUUUGAGAUAAUUGUGAGUUUCUUAGUCAUGUCUGGAGCUCCCAGAGUAAGGUCAAUGAAUGUAGCUGAUUCCGAGUCCAGACCUGUGCUGGGACCAACUGGGAACAAGGCGGGCUCAUUGGGUUCUAGGAGACCUGCCUCGAAGCCACUAAGAAAGAUUGAUAGAUCUCCUGAACAGGGUAAAAUGUCUGAGGACAAAGGAAAUCAAUCUAGCACUGUUACUACUAUAUCCUCUCCCAAGUUACACUCUGUACUUCGGCGGCAUGAGCAGUUAUUGCAGUCAAACUUGUCCUUGAAUGCAUCAUGCUCUUCUGAUGCCUCAACGGAUUCAUUUCAAAGCCGGGCAUCCACUGGGAGGCUGAUACGGUCUAUCAGCUGCGUAUCUAGGAGGAAGCCUCACCUGUCAAAGUCAAGAAGUGUCGUUUCGGAUGGCGGCCUCGAUUUCGGGUUGGACUCUCCCCCAUCACUUGGUGUUCAGAUGAAGAAGUGUGCAUGGGUAACUCCAAAUACAGAUCCAUUAUAUGUGGCUUUUCAUGAUGAAGAAUGGGGAGUUCCAGUACAUGAUGACAAGAAACUAUUUGAGCUUCUUGUCCUCUCUAGUGCUUUAUCUGAACUUACAUGGCCUGCUAUCUUAAGCAAAAGGCACAUUUUUAGGGAAGUUUUCAUGGAUUUUGAUCCAAUUGCUGUUUCAAAAUUGAAUGAGAAGAAGAUAGUAGCUCCAGGAAGUGCAGCAAGUUCUCUUUUAUCGGAGCUUAAAUUGCGGUCUAUCAUUGACAACGCACGUCAAAUUACCAAGGUAAUCGAAGAGUUUGGGUCAUUUGACGAGUAUAUCUGGGGCUUUGUCAAUUAUAAACCCAUAGUCAGCAGAUUCCGGUACCCUCGACAGGUCCCCGUGAAAACCCCAAAGGCUGACGUGAUAAGCAAAGACCUAGUUAGAAGGGGUUUCCGGAGCGUGGGUCCCACGGUCAUCUACUCUUUCAUGCAAGUGGCUGGAAUUACAAAUGACCAUCUCAUCAACUGCUAUAGGUUCCAGGAAUGUGUACUUGCAUCAGAAAGUAAGGACGAGAACGAGGUGAAGGACGGAGCUGAAGACAAGAAUGGUGAUGAGAUUGUGGGAUCCGAGCUUCCUGGUGCCAUUGAGGAGUUGAGCAUAUCAGAAGAACUAUGAUGUAUGCGAUUCAAUGGCCAUCAAAGCUUCAGGUUUGAUUGACAUCUAGCUUCACCCUUCUUUGACUGGUGUACCUAGUGCUCUAUAAUGGUAGCAGGUUUGUGUAUAAAGAAAAACAAAUUUAAUCAUCAAAAUUUCUGUGCCCCGUGGAUUUCCUGAUUUGUAGAAUGCUGAGAGCAUUGUGCAUGUUAUAAAUGUUGGUGAUGAUUAUGCUGUUUGUGGUGUGGGGCGGAGCCUGCUGGGGGGAGAGAAAAAAAGUAAAAAAAGAAAAAAAGAAAGCUUUAUAGCUGAUUGUACUGUUCUCUGUAUAGUUAAGAUCUGGGGGCGGCAGCAGCAGCAGUGGUGGGUGGCGGUAGGAGGCAAUAGUAGUGGCAGUUGUUUUCUUUAUUUUUCUUGGGCCAUUAAAAUGGGCGGGGGGGUGGGGGUGGUGGCAGCAGCAGUUGGACAUACUUUCCAUUGAAUUCCAUGAUGGGUUAUGAGGGAGCAGCAACAUGUUCUUCGCCAUCACCCAAAUCUGUCACCUCCUAAGUCUGUUCUAUUCUUAUGGUGAUAUGUCGCAAUUAUGAAGUGGGGUCUUUGUCUUUUUGCUUUGAUUGGUUGACCCCUUCAUGAGUUCGUUGGGCAGGACCUCGCAUGUGCACACACACCCACUCUCAAUGGCUUCCCGUUGAUUUUAGGAACUCGGCUGUCUAACGAAAUGAUGUACUUUCUCCUU